Messenger RNA from Spea bombifrons (plains spadefoot toad), 1295 nucleotides. RefSeq names its product HERV-H LTR-associating 1 (gene HHLA1). The transcript has 13 exons. The record is from RefSeq and is a predicted model, not a curated record. Bases 1 to 1221 code for a protein of 406 amino acids. NCBI's taxonomy places the organism in Eukaryota, Metazoa, Chordata, Amphibia, Anura, Pelobatidae.
AUGUCAGAUAUGGAAGUGGGUGGGGUCAGAAAAAUACCUGCUGCUUCUGUUGAUCUGUCUCAGUUCAAUUUUACCGAUUUGGUGAAUGGAAUGCUCAGUAAAGCUCUUAAAGGUGCCAAAAAGUUCUUCUCGUUCCUAAGCGUGACAUCAUACAGCUCAAUGGCAUUCCAUAAGGUUUCAAUCUUUAUAUAUAACAUUUCCAACAUAAAAUAUGUAGACUACCAAAAAUUCCCAAUGAGGUACUGUUACUGCUUAAACAACCGGACCAACGAUUUGACAGAUUACACCGUAUUAUUACUCGAUAUUGUUGGAAACACGACCAGUUCUCUGAAGGAACUAUUUAAGUCAACUUCUAUUGUUUCAGUGAGCCAAAGUAAUGAAUCAGACUGCAUUUAUUUCUGUGUUAUGACAGGCAGAACAGGAAGAAAUUUAUCUGACUUAUGGGAUCUGACACAGAAACCGCCUAUCAUAAAUUUCACCUUCCCCAAAAAUGACUCUUCGUAUCUGGCUUUGACAACUGAUCACAAAACUGUUGGCAAACCUAAUGGAAUUUCUUCUUCUCAACAACCAACCAGAAGCCAACCAGCUAUCUCACGGACACAAACAGACCGCUCAUUCUCACGGAUUUCUUCACCAAGUGAAGAGCAUAUUCCUCCUGGAGGUUCUGAGGCAUUACGGGCAUCCGUUUUCACAGUGGCUAAAACAACUGCUCCAUUAAACCAGAUUUCUUCCACUAAAUUGCCAGUAAUGCAAGACAGUGUUGCCUUUGAUAGACAAGACCUGCCUACAAAGAGGGAUCCAAUAUCACAACAAACACGUGGGAAGAUGGAGGAAAUACCCUCCUCAAUAAUACAUACCUUUUUAAGUUCAACAGGGACUGUACCUCGAGUAAAGCCAUUAUCGAUUGAUGGACACAAAAUGGCGGUCUACACCUACACGCAGUCAAGAUGUCUGCAGGCAAAAGCAGCACCAACGAGCCCAUCAAUUACACUUGUCUUUCAAAAAGUUAAUCCGUGUGUGAUGGAACUUUGUAGAUUUUUUCAUCAAUGCCUCUGUGUUAGUCAACAACAAUACUCAAGACACAAGACGCAGAGGCACUGUACGUCUUACUAUACCUGGUACCUGAGAAAUGCAACUUACAUCUGUGAAAAAUUUAAAAGAAAUUCACAUACUCGCACUUUAAGGCAAAAAUGCCUUGUAAACAUCUGCAAAUCAAUCUAAAAUCCAGAGGAUAUGUCCGGAUAUCACUUUAUAUGAAAAAUUUUAAACAUCAGUAAAUGAGUAUAAUGACCCUU